CAUCCCACCAUUAGUCCUGCGUCACAACCAUUUCCGCUUCUUCUACAGCAGCACCUGGAGUUGGAUGCCGGUAACGUGAAAUUAACAUGGCUUUUCUGUUACGAAGAAGCCUACUGCGAGCUCCUCGAGUCGCAACGACUUUGAUCCCCGCACCUCGUCGAACCUACGUGAAUGAGGGGCGUCCACAGCUGGAAGAAAGUGAUGCACUUGAAGCUCCUGCAGGGCGUACAGAAUCCUUUGUUCCCUCAGAGUCUCCUGCUACGCCAUCAGUAUCCGAGGGCGACCUAGACGACCAUCACCACUCCGCUAAAGAUGUUCGUACCGCCGACGAUAAACAAGUGACGUGUGUCGGACGUUUACACAUCCCUGUGGAAACUGUAGGUAGAUUUGUGGAAUAUAUUAAAACGGAGCAAGAUCAUCUUGUGAUCAAACAACCCGGACGGAGGGCAUUCACGGUGCUGUAUCACACGCUGCGCGAUGCAUGCCACUGUUCCCAGUGCGUGGAUCAGUCAACCAAGCAGCGCAAUUUCCGGACGACCGACAUUCCAUUCGACAUCAAGCCGCGGUCUAUCCAGAUUGAGCACAAAAACGUGAAAAUAACUUGGGACAAUGACAUCGAAGGACAUCAGGAUCAAGUCUCUCAUUAUGGGUUGGACCAUAUCAAACAUGGUGUCCUCAAGCCUCUCCUGGAGGUGGCCACCAGUAGGAGACGGUGGCGGCUGAUCUGGAACAACAGCAUAAUGAAAGAAAAUGUGCAUUGGGUCGACUACAAUGAUUUCAUGAAAGACAGUGAAGAAUUCGCCGUGGCCUUGCGAAACCUAGCCGAAAUGGGCCUGAUCUUUGUCAAAAACAUCCCGGACUCUCGCGCGGAGGUCGAGAAGAUCGCGACCCGGCUAGGGCCGCUCCGCAACACGUUCUAUGGACCGACAUGGGAUGUGCGCAACAAGCCCAACGCCGAGAACGUCGCCUACACGAACCAGUUCCUCAACUUCCACAUGGACCUGAUGUACAUGAACGAGCCGCCCGGGUUCCAGCUUCUCCACUGCCUCCAGAACUCCUGCGACGGCGGAGAAUCGCUCUUCUCCGAUACCUUCCAUGUGGCCCGGUCGAUGGCGAAUUCCAAGCACGCGUCAUACAUGGCGCUAACGCAGCUGCAUCUGGCCUACGAAUACAACCACGAAAACCAUCUGUACACAAACACCUGGCCGGUGUUCGAGCUGGAUCAUGCUCCGCGGACACCGGGUAUAAAGCGGCGGCUCAUCCGGGUAAACUACUCGCCGCCGUUUCAGUCGCCUAUAACGCACCGCUACGCCGACCGGGACACGUACAUGCCGGGCAUGCAGGCGCUGAAGUACUUCGCGGAGCGUCUCCAGGCCCCGUCGAAUGUCUUCGAGCUGAAGAUGGAGCCCGGCCAAUGCGCCAUCUUCGAGAACCGUCGCGUGGCCCACGCCCGCCGCGGCUUCAACACCAGCCAGGGCGAGCGCUGGCUGGCCGGCGCCUACGUCGACGAGGAUGCCGUGCUCUCCCGCAUCCGCACCGUCUGCCGCCAGAAGGACAGGCGCCAUGUCUGGCAGGACCGCGACUACGGUCACUAUCUCCCCAGAUCCCCGAAUCAAGAAAGCCGAAACAAGAAUCCUGACGUCUGGAAGACGCACGUCUGGAGCGAGGAUUAAGGAGUGCACCGGUUUCUUCCCGUGUGAUAUACAUGUACAUAGCAUCGACAUCUGCAUGGCUACAUGUAGAGUAUAGCGAUUCCCAGAU
Aspergillus homomorphus CBS 101889 is the source of this 1761-nucleotide messenger RNA. RefSeq names its product putative Gamma-butyrobetaine hydroxylase subfamily. Bases 87 to 1673 code for a protein of 528 amino acids. Gene Ontology annotation, biological process: carnitine biosynthetic process. The transcript has a single exon. Gene Ontology annotation, cellular component: mitochondrion. The record is from RefSeq and is a predicted model, not a curated record. Gene Ontology annotation, molecular function: oxidoreductase activity. NCBI's taxonomy places the organism in Eukaryota, Fungi, Ascomycota, Eurotiomycetes, Eurotiales, Aspergillaceae.